AUGGAAAAUACUCGUACUAAGGAAUGGUCUAAAAGAAAAGAAGAAGAGCCUGAAACUUCAACGAACAAGAGAUGUUGUUCACCACCAUUCGAAAAUUCAUCGGUCGACGAAUUAGCCCAACAAAUUCAAUCCAAAUUAGAUUCAUUAAACAAUUAUCAGCACGUCAAGCCAGAUUAUUGCAUCUUCCGAAUCCCCGGUAAAUUUUCCGACGAAUAUUUAGCACCUUAUCGCCCUCGAUACACCGUUAUCGGCCCUCUCGUUUACUACUACUAUCUUUCAGGCCACCAAGAAGAAGAAAAACAGAGAUACCUGGCCUCGUUUCUCCGCCGUGCUAAACCCAACACUAGCUUGAACGAUUUCAUUGAAUUGAUUGAAAAGUAUCUACCAAAGAUCCGAGGGUGUUACGAGAAGAUGUAUUACAGGUAUUGGGAUGAUUCAGUGGGAAGAGCACGACAAGACAAACGGGCCGGGACUCUAUCACAUUCGUCGUUGCUCAUUGGAAUGAUUUUAGUUGACGCCGGUUUCAUCCUUGAACUCUUGUUAAGAGCUUACUCCGAAGGAUUGAGAGCUGAAAACGAUCUCAUCUUUGCCAAAUCAGGGACAAUCCAUGAUCUAAAACGAGACUUGAUGUUGCUUGAAAACCAGCUUCCUUUCUUUCUUCUCAAGAAAAUGUAUAAACGUGCCUUGAAAUGUAAUCCACAUUACCCUUCUUUUCUUCAUCUCACCUGUCAUUUCUUUAGCCAUUAUUACAACCAAAGCAUCUCCAUUGAUGAAGUUCUAUCACCAAACAAUCCCCAUAGUUCUGAAUAUAGAUCCAACCUGGAAGACCCUAAGCAUUUCACUGAUUUGAUAAGAACAUUUCAGCAACCAUACUCCACGAUUCAUAAGCAGCAGCAGUGUGGAAAAUGGAACAUUCUGAGAGGAAAUACACACUUCAUGAAUUUGAUAUCAUUCCAAAAGCUAGAGGUAAGGGAAGAAUUUGAUGAAAACAAUGGAGAAUUGAAGAUCCCUCCUCUGAAGGUCGACGACUCCACGGAAUCUUUUUAUGGGAACCUCAUGGUGUGGGAGCAAUGCUAUUAUCCGAACGACACUUUCAUUUGCGAUUACAUCUUUCUGAUAGGAUAUCUCAUUAAAUCUGCUGAGGAUGUGAGCAUUCUUGUUCGGAAAAGAAUUCUGAUUAACCAGCUUGGCAGCCCUAUUGAAAUACUCAAUGCAUACAAUGCUGUUCCCCACCAUAGUUGGAUAGCAAUACUUAAGCUCGAGUAUUUUUCUAAUCCUUGGAGAGGGGUUGCUACCAUUGCUGCAAUUAUCUUGCUUGUUCUUACUAUGAUUCAAACCAUUUGUGCUCUCUUCUCCCUUUAG
This is a messenger RNA of Gossypium arboreum, 1362 nucleotides long. Its product is annotated as UPF0481 protein At3g47200-like. NCBI's taxonomy places the organism in Eukaryota, Viridiplantae, Streptophyta, Magnoliopsida, Malvales, Malvaceae. The coding region runs from base 1 to 1362 and encodes 453 amino acids. The record is from RefSeq and is a predicted model, not a curated record. The transcript is spliced from 3 exons.